Molecule: messenger RNA, 4678 nt
Organism: Exophiala mesophila
Lineage: Eukaryota; Fungi; Ascomycota; Eurotiomycetes; Chaetothyriales; Herpotrichiellaceae
Exons: 6
Coding region: 199-2505 (768 amino acids)
Biological process (GO): regulation of DNA-templated transcription; DNA-templated transcription
Molecular function (GO): zinc ion binding; DNA binding; DNA-binding transcription factor activity, RNA polymerase II-specific
Source: RefSeq, a predicted model, not a curated record
GCGACGACCUGAUGAAUACUACUUGCUACCCAGCCUUCAAGGGUUGACGUGCUACCGGUCGAAAGUCCUAUGCAUAUCUUGGUUCGACGACAAUCCCACUACCUCGAGCUCCGGCGUUCGAACGAGAUGGCAGGCAUCGUCCUGUACCCAUCAUUAUUAUCCAUAUGAGCACGCGCCCGCCCCAGGACCUAGACUCAGAUGGCCGAUACUCCGAGUCCACGACGACCCUACCCACGAGCGCGACAUGCUUGCCUGAGAUGUCGGAAGCAGAAACUCAAAUGCGACAAUACCCGUCCUUGCGCUCUCUGCGUCCGCGUUGGAGUCGAAUGCAAGGAACGAACAGUCCCUCCUCGGCAUCCACGUCCUGACGUCGAUUCUUAUGCCCUCCCACACAAGCGGCCUCGACAGCCACAGCAUAUAGAACCAUAUCCCAGCAAUGGCCUUCCGAAACCUGCAUCAUCUCACGAGACGGACCGGCCAGAAUUGCGCAGUCGACGCUCGGAAGUAGAGGUCAGGCCGGAGAGGGUAUCGACGUAUGGAGUGUUGGAUCAGCUGUUUCGAGAGCAUAACUCCACUGCAACCUGGAAUCAUACCGCUGACGCCAUACCUGGAGGGAGCCCGGAUAACAGAUUAUCUGACAUCGCUACACAUUGUCUCUCCGUCUCCGAUGUGCUGGGAGAGGAUCUUCCACCUCCUGAUGUCGUCGAGUUUACUCUGCAAACAUACCACAAAGCUGUUCACUGGUUCAUGCUUCUGUUCCAUGAACCAUCUGUUCGAGCGGAACUGCGAAAUGUUCAGAGAUCUGGUCUUAUCCGAAAAGAUCGCACCAUAUUUAUCUAUCUCGUCAUCCUCAUCAUUGGCAUUGGAGCCAAGUAUGCUACCGCUCCGGACGCGCAAAGGGCAUGUCCGGGCUACGACCUGGACUCACUCGGCACAAGAUAUAUUGCGCUCUUAGAAACGAAGAUUUGGGAUGUAUUUGAUGCCGGCGGCAUCGAGUCUGUGCAGAUUGCCGUCAUGCUGAGCGCUUUCCAUCUCUAUCAUGGCCGCCCAAGGCGAAGCACUGCGUUAUCAGGCUGCGCUCUGAGGACCGCACAAGCCUUAGGCUUGCACAGAGAAUCCAGCUGGAGAAUGUCUGAUCGCAUCACCAGGGAAGUUUGGCGCCGUUUGUGGUGGGCACUCCAUACUGCCGAUGUUUUUGGUGCUAUCAGUUAUGGUACCCCGUGCAACAUCCAGGACGAAGAAUGCGAAGUUUCACUGCCCGAGGUUCUCGAAGAUGUCGCCGCCACUUGCCCAGGCUUCCAAUCAAUAGAGACCUUUGAUGGCCAAUCUCACGGCCCGGUUACCAUUCUUUCAUAUCAGCGCUACAAAUUUCGACUUUAUAGUCUCGCAAGCUCCAUCGCUAGAAACAUCUAUCUCCGGAGCAACACCACUUUGAAAGAUACGGUUAGGGAGAUCAAGGCCAUCAACCAACGCCUGGUGGAUUGGGAGAAGUGUGUUCCUCCUGAAUUGCAGUUGAAAUGUCUCAAGGUUGUUCCGACCAAUGAUAAGGACAGAGUCACCUUUGACCAAUUCCGCCUGCAGGCCCUAGUCUUGCAAUUGUCAUACGAUAACAUCCAACUGGUGCUGCAUCGACCGCUCUUGACAAUGAACCGUAUUUCAAGAUGGCCAACGUACCCUGCUGAUGUUAGCCACACGCUCGAAUCCGAUCCCCUCACCAUCUCCAAAGACGAGCUUAACAGCAUGAUCAAGGCGAGCAAGUAUCGCUGCUGGGUCUCAUCCUUGCGCACUUCUGGGAUUGGUGACUAUGGCGACAUCCUUGUCCUUUCUCGAAACACUUUUGGAGCUGCAUACGCAGGAAUUCAAGCCUUCACUUCUGGCGUGGUUUUGGGCAUUUUUGCCCUAUCCGAUCCCCUAUCGGGCCAAGCCCAUCAGGCCAAGAGGGCUGUGAGCAAAAUUAUCAGACUUCCAGCACUGCACAAGUACCGUACCACCGUAUCAGACCAGUGUGGAAAGAUUUUGGAGGAAUUACUUCGUCUCAUCAUGGCGGAAGAAAUGCAGGCCCUUCUUGCCGCAAACGACCAGGAUGAUCAAGGUGCGGUAUACGGCGUUGCGAGUAACAAUCCCCAGCCUGCCAACGACUUGGGUUCGACCUUGACCGAAGCCCGUGAAGAUAGAUCCGGACUGGACAUGCCGGUUCCCGAAUUCUCUGCCGAUCCUUCCUUGGCUUUGGACAUGAACUCGUUCCCACAGCCCUCAGAACUCCCUCUCGAUGGCAACUUUAGCGACGCACUCUUGUCCUUGCAGGAUGUUUUCCGCGACGGGCGAGCUAUAGAGCAAAGUUCUCGCAACCAGACAACGACAAUGGCUUUACCUACGAGCAGUGGUAACCACACCAUUCCCUUUUCCACGACCGAGAUGAUGCACCCUCCGGUGAACAAUCCAUUUGAUGUUACUGCACAAGCUUGGAUGUGGGAUGAUAUGCUGUUAUUACAGGAUCCGACCUGAAAUCCGUAACAGUGUGUUACACGGUUCUGCCAUUACUCGAUGUACAUGAUCGCAUUGUCCAAAGUGUGGUCGAGUCCAACCUAUCAGAUGGUUCUCCUAGUUUGACGAGACCUACGCAGACAAAUCCUCCCCUCCUCCAUAUUGAGGAUCCCAGCAAAUCAUCUGUUCGAAGAGGUCCGACUCUUUGUUCAUAUUUCUAUUCCCAUCUUCAACAUCGUCGCACAAACUUGACGGUGUCUUUUGCGCUAGAAAUUCCCUGCUAUCAUACCAGCUCCAUGGAUCGCUCUCCUUCGACGGCUCUAAGGUCACACCCAUGUUCGCAAAUGCCGUCAUAUCAAUAGUUUGUGGUUGUGGCGGAUUGGUUCUCGGCAUCAUCACUUGGCGAGUCGGUUUGACGCUGGUUCGAAAUGACGUCUCUCUCAGUACCUUCGCGGCCACAUUGACCAUUGCGAUGGUUGUGUCUGCCAUUGGGUAAAUCUCUCCAAGAUUGAGAAGCAUCCGCCAGCAAAGAUAAAACCUUUGAGAGCUUGAUUCUCGAACGGAGUCUGUGCCAGACAUGCUGUGGAGCAAGUGUGUCACUAUGGCUGAGUCCAGGGAUGCAAUCGCCGUGUCUGGCACCUUACACAGCAGAUCUCUAGAGCAUAGGUUGGCAAGGCUAGACGUGAUGGUUUUUGCUGCCUUGAAAAGUGCUUUUGUAGUUUCCAUCCGCAGUCUUGUCUGCACUUGUUUUGCCGCAGGUCCCGAAUGGAUUGGUCGGUAAAGUGUCAUCAGUGCUGUCGCAUGAUAUGCAGUCACCAGACUUCUGUGGACUGUUAUCAGUGCAGAUUCAUCCCUGGAACGAGCACUGCUUGUUCCUUGUAUUGACAAGGGCAGCUGCCGAUACCAUGCCUGCAGGUCCAAACCGCAUUCAUCGAAGUCAGUCCAUGUCCCACCGACACAUUUCGGUACCAAUGUCAUCAUGCUUGUCUGUCGGCCGUUUUGCAUCUUAUUUCGUUUUUGCACAAUAUACUGUGUCGAGAGAAUCUUGGCCAAGUGGCCAGAGAGCUGUGCGAGCGAAAUGCAGAGGGUAGACGUCAUAUCAAGAUCGGCAAUGCUUGUAUCAUCAACAUCCAAGCGAUCGGCCAUAGCAGUGAAGAUAGAGUCAUUGUCGAAAUCGCCUAAAUCGAGCACAGCCAUGCUCGACAAGGCUUUGACUUGUGCAGGUCGCCUAAGAGCAACGGCAAGGAGGCGGUCUCGAAUCAGCAAAGACCACCAGGUUCUCUUUAAAAGUCUUUUUCUGUCCGACUCUGUUGGACAUGAUUCGACCUCGAGAUCAAAUCGGAUGCUCUCGGCAUGUAACGAUGCGACUCCAAUCCAAUGGUAGCUGUCUCGAACUUGGUCCAUGCUGCCAUCCCAGAAACUCAUCAGGAUCGCGGAAUGAAGCAAAGAGACUCGGUCAGAUUCGACAUCAAAGUCGUACAAGAGCCUACAGCGCUCAUACAGCGCUUGGCGCGUUUCCUUCCGGUCACCAAGACCCAAAUCCAGGUCUGUGUAAGCCGAUGCUGCGAGAAGCAUUGACUGUAAUAAAAGCAGGCUGACGGUUUCGGUUGAUCUCCAUCCGAAGAUUGUGUUGACAAUUUCGGCAAAGUCGAGCAUUGGGGUGAAGGGAUGAACCCAUUUGGCAUAACAGCGUAGUAGUUCGUCCCUGGCUGAGUCGGGGGGAAUGGUGAAACAGCCUCGACUUUGUAGAAAGAUGGCAUCGGUUUCCUGGAGUGUUUUUGGUAGCGGUGUAAUGUAGGCGGGAAGAGUGCAAGGUUUUAUGCAGGGUUCGAGUUUGACUGAUUGUGCUGGUGAGGGAUAAGCCGAAAACGGCUCUGUCUUGGGUUCGACAUGAGUGGGAGAUUUAAAAUCCCAAGUCAUGUUUUCCCAUGAAAAUUGGGUGCCUUCGUGGCCAUGACCAGAAGUGCUCUCGAGUAGAAGAUCGUCAAAGCUGAUGUCGGUCAUGGUUUUAUCGUUGAGGUCAGGGGAGGUCACUUUGGAAGUAGUAGAAGAUGGAGUUUCGAGGUCGCCAAAGUCGAUGAUAGCAUCGCAAAUGGGGCUGUGAGGGUUGCCGGUUGUUGCUAAAGAUCCAACAACACGAUCACCGACAUGUCGCCGUUUGCUAACUGGUAAAAUACAAGUCUUGCAAUCAAGC